GACAAGGCGAUGACGUGGACGGUGGGGUUGGCCGUUGCUGCGGCCAUCACCGCGUCGUGCGCGGGUGACGACAGCCUGCGCUGGGGUACCUACCACUCGGGUCUCUACUUUGGCGUCCGAUCGCGGACGCAUCCGACGCACGUCAGCGCGGGACUCCUCUGGACAUCGGCCAACGAGGACGUGAGCCAGCUCAAGCACGAGUGCUCGGAGCGCGAUCGGCUCGAGUCCUAUGGCUGGACCAAGCACAAUGGGCGAUCGUUCGGCCAGCAGACGAUUCGCGACCGGCUCAACCGCAUGGCCAUCGAGACGACAUUCCUCAAGCCGCCGGCGCACGACGGCAGCGUCGCAACCAAGUCGUGGGCCUCGCGCAUCACGGUCGCGCCUCUCUACGCCGAGAAGGGCCUUCCGGAGCUCGCGUCGCUUUUCUUCUACCUCGACGUCGGUUGCGGCGACGACCAGAUUGGCCACGCCUGCCGCGACGAGGUGCUCCAGCACCUGCAGUGGACCAUCGACGAGCCGUCGCCGUGUGUCGAGCCCAUGACGUCGAACGACGUCACGUGCCUUGAGCUCAGUGUCCGCGCCGAGCACGCAACCGAUGCGACCUUGAACUUUGCGACGCGCGUCCAGGCGCAUGUGACAGGCGACGUGCCGAGUUUGCACUUUUGGGGUGACGCCGGCGUCAACGUCGUGAACGUCAAGGACCGCCUCGUGCAGCUGGCGGCGCGGACACCUGGCGGCGAUAUGGCGAUCGUCUUGCCCGACGACGUCGACGACGAGAGCUCGAUCGUCGUGUUGCAGCUGCGCUACGAUCCUCGCCGCACCUCGGACGUUGCGCUGCACAUUGUCUACAACGAAGCGACCGACGACGACGAUCUGUUGCAGUCGACGCCUAUUGCUGUGUACAAUGAUGUCAUUGACGACUACAGCGCACAGUUUGGACGCCAUUUUGAAGCUACGUUUGGCCUCGCGGCGACUUCGGGCGAUGCCAAGCAGAUCGCGCUCGCCGAAGCGGCGUUCAGCAGCCUCAUUGGUGGCAUUGGCUACUUUUACGGCAGCAUCUACCUCGAAGACCACGACCGCAUUGAUGAGACCGCGCCGCUUCCGCUCUACUCGGCGGUGCCGUCGCGCUCGUUCUUUCCCCGAGGCUUUCUCUGGGACGAAGGGUUCCACCAGCUCGGUAUAGUUCACUUUGAUCCUGUGAUCAGCAUGGACGUCCUCUCUCACUGGCUGCAUACGAUGGACGACCGGGGCUACAUGGCCCGCGAGCAGAUUCGCGGGCACUUGGCGCAGAAGCGCGUGCCGUCCGAGUUUCUCGUGCAGCACGCAAGUCAUGCCAACCCCCCGACGCUACUCCUCGCGAUCGAAAAGCUCGCGCACCUCGAGCGCGCGCGGCCAUGGCUGCUCGCGCAUUGGCCCAAGCUCAUCCAAUGGUUCCAGUGGUUCCAGACGACACAAUCGGGCGACGUCAACCAUACGUUUCGAUGGCGCGGCCGCCACAACGACGGUCGUCUCAUGCCCAACACGCUCGCAUCCGGCUUGGACGACUACCCGCGGGCGUCGUCGCCAUCCGACGACGAGCGCCACGUCGAUUUGCUCGCAUGGAUGGCCAAGGCGGCGUCGGUGUUGGCUACUGUAGCAACUGCCAUCGGCCACGACGGCAGCACGUACACGGCGUUGCAUGCAACGUACCUGGAGGCGCUUGAUACCUACCACUGGUCAAAUGGCCUCUACCUCGACUAUGGCCUGCACAGUGCGGACGGCCACUUUGAAGACCACAUUGUGAUUCGAUGUGCGACGGUCGACGGCGCGGGUAUCGAUGCAACGGCGUCGGCGCGGCAACUGCAACGGGGCGACGGCUCGGACGUGUGUCCGGCGUCGCAUCCGCGGUUCCUGUAUCCGCUCGGCGACGGCGCCGGUGGGUUGCUCAAGAAGCAGAUUUUUGUGCCGAAAACUUUGCGCCUACAGUUUGUCGAGCACAUUGGCUACGUGACGUUCUUUCCGGUGUUUCUCAAAUUGCUGCCGCUCGACUCGCCCAAGCUGCGCCCGCUUCUUGCAAAGCUCGAGACGCACCUCUUGACGCCGCAUGGGCUCCGGUCGCUCUCACCGUAUGAUGUGUACUACGACCGCCCGAACGCGCCGGGCGACGCUCCGUACUGGCGCGGUGCCAUCUGGAUGAACCUCAACUACCUCGCGCUCGAGAGCUUUUCGUUCUAUGCGGCCGAAGCAAGUGACGUGAGCACCCGGGCAGCGUUUGCAGACGUGUACGCCCGGCUUCGAACCGCGGUCGUGAGUACGAUUCUGGCCGAGUACGAGCGCACGGGCUACUUUCACGAGCAGUACAACGACGUCUCGGGGAAGGGCCAGCGCUGCCACCCGUUCACGGGCUGGACCGCCCUCGUCACCAACAUCCUCGCCGAGCGCUACUGAUCGAUACGACGCACAUCGCGGGAUUGAAAAAAUACUCGCAUCGACUAUAACAUGUAUUGAUUCAAAUGGUCUUGCCUGA
Molecule: messenger RNA, 2506 nt
Organism: Saprolegnia diclina VS20
Lineage: Eukaryota; Oomycota; Saprolegniomycetes; Saprolegniales; Saprolegniaceae
Exons: 6
Coding region: 10-2427 (805 amino acids)
Biological process (GO): oligosaccharide metabolic process; protein N-linked glycosylation
Cellular component (GO): endoplasmic reticulum membrane
Molecular function (GO): Glc3Man9GlcNAc2 oligosaccharide glucosidase activity
Source: RefSeq, a predicted model, not a curated record